UUCCUUUGGAAGAACGCCAUUUCCUUACGAGGUGACGAACGGCGAACAAACGAAUGCCGCUUAGACAACCAUACCACUCAGUGGACGACCCGUCAUGUGCCUCAGUGGCAAAACUCGUUUCAGAAAAGUGCCUUGCGCACACGAAUCAACUGGGAAGGCUAUUUGAGCCCACCGAUGCACGGUCUUCAAGAAGGAUUGUUGACGUGUGACCGCCAGCCAGAACAUAAUCAUUUUUCACACAAACAUGAGGUACCUCCCUUUGGUAACUCGGACACCCCUCAAAGAAUACAAGGGUUUGGUUGUUCUAAACGGACCGCGGACGCUAACGCGGGUUUUGAAGUCUUGCAUGCAGAAGGAAUUAUGCGUUCCACGGGAUACGAGCCGUACAGAAAGCGUAAUUUCAGCGAAUCCGAGGACGGGCAAGAAGUAGAUGGAACUACAUUCACAAAGAUGAAGGUUCCGUGUGUCAUAGAGGCACCCCGGAACGUCGGCACAGAAGCGCUAAAUUCAAAAAGAUCCCCAAAAAGUGUCCGAGAUUCACGCUCGGAGUAUAGCAUUUUGGAGACUGACCACACCCAGUGGACCAAGGCAACACUGACCGCACAACGAAAGCUGGCUUUUGCAUCGCGAGUGUUAUGCGCCUCGACACCGUGUAUAACGCCAGGAUGGAGCGAUAAUUAUAUACCAGCUCACGCAGAUUCCGGAUCGUUGUCCAAAGAUAUCACACGUGACACCGACUGGUCGGAGGAUGGCAGCAAUCGGAAGCAACCAGUCCAAUUGCAUAAACAAGACUACGCUAGCCACACACUGGGUGAAUUCUUUACACGGGAAGAGUAACCGAUUCCAAUGGACAAUAAUAAAGCGUUUAAAAGGACGAAUUGCUUUUGUCGUUCGAAUCUAAGAAACCUGUACCACAAAUUGGAGUUUACAUUCUUGCACGAGGCGUAUAAUUUGGUGCUAAGACCACGGUCCACGUCCAGCAAAUCACAAACUGUGCUCUGGCAUAGUGCUGCUUAUCUCGAUGUAUGUGAAACGAGCCGAACAACAGCCAGAGAGAAAAUGUAACUUCAUAAAGUGGGCGCUGUACAUCUAGCUCUACUUGAAGCAGACCAAAUUAUGCACAUAAAGAGAUAAAGCCAGAGAUCAUGCAACAAUAAAAGUAAUGAAACACAGGAGAGCUGUGGAGUACGUCACCAAAGCCAUUAAAAGACAGCAACCAAUAAAAUGAUACCUUCCGG
Messenger RNA from Dicrocoelium dendriticum, 1238 nucleotides. The record is from the annotation of a GenBank genome assembly. Lineage: Eukaryota; Metazoa; Platyhelminthes; Trematoda; Plagiorchiida; Dicrocoeliidae.